AAGCCCUUUACUAGACGAGGUGUUCUAUCAACAAUAAACAGCCUCUAUGAUCCGCUGGGCUUUGUAGCACCAGUCACCAUACAGGGAAAGUCAAUUCUACGUGAACUUACAGCUGAAAAUGGGGACUGGGAUGCUCCACUGCCUCCUGAAAUGGAAGAGUCCUGGACACAGUGGAAAGACUCACUCAAAGACCUGCCUAACAUGACCAUUCCCAGAGCAUACACAGACAUUUCCCCUUCAAAAGCCGUGAAAAAAAGAGUGGUGUGUUUUUUCAGACGCGUCUACCAAAGCCAUAGCUGCAGUGGCCUAUUUAAAAGUGACAGAUGCAGAAGGACACAGUCAAGUAGGCUUCAUAAUGGGUAAGGCUAAGCUAGCACCACGCCCAGAUCAGACUAUUCCAAGAUUAGAGCUUAGUGCUGCCGUUUUAGCGGUUGAGCUCGCAGAUCUUAUCUCAGAUGAACUUAAACUGAACUUAACUGUAAACUAGAUCACACUACCUUCUACAAGGACAGUAAAGUAGUCCUAGGUUACAUCUACAACGAGUCUAGAAGAUUUUAUGUCUAUGUCAGUAAUCGUGUGACUAGAAUCCGCAGAUCUUCUCAGCCAUGCCAGUGGCACUAUGUAGCAAGCAGUCAGAACCCUGCGGAUCACGCCACUCGUUCUGUUCCUGCAUACCAGCUGCCGCUUAGUAACUGGCUCACUGGUCCUGACCUUUUGCAUCAGAUUCAGAGUUCUCUAAAUGACUCCUAUGACCUUGUAGAGCCCAGCAUGGACUCAGAUGUAAGACCUCAGGUAACUGCACUCAAAACAACAGCCUCAACUAAAGAACUGGGCUCAGACAGAUUCACCAAGUUUUCUACCUGGAAAUCCCUCACACGUGCUCUUUCUAGACUAAUACAUGUCAUCCACAACUUCAAAUCACCACCAAGCAAAGCCAAUCACUGUCAUGGCUGGCAUUACUGUGAAACGGGACUUACUGUGGAUGAGUUAAACCAAGCUCAGAACCUUGUCAUUCGAGCAGUACAGCAGGACGUGUACGCUGAAGAAAUCAAGUGUGUGCAAAAACAUGAAAAACUACCCAAAACCAGUCCUCUCAAAACCUUAGACCCCUAUCUGGAUAAAGAAGGACUCCUUAGAGUAGGUGGUCGCAUCAGAGACUCAAACAUUAGCCAAGGUGAGAAAAACCCUCUCAUAGUUCCUGGCCACCACCAUGUUGCAGCGCUUCUCAUAAAGCACUACCACGAGCAGACCCAGCAUCAGGGUCGCCUUUUCACAGAAGGAGCCGUUCGCUCCGCAGGAUGGUGGAUUGUGGACGGUAAAAGAAAAGUGAGCACAAUCAUCCAUCACUGUGUUACCAGCAAAAGACUUCGUGCCCCUUUGAGCACACAAAAAAUGUCAAACCUCCCUCCAGACCGUCUCACAACAGAUCCCCCGUUCACAAAUGUGGGCUUAGAUGUGUUUGGUCCGUGGUUUGUGUCUUCACGACGUACAAGAGGAAGCGUCAAUCAGAAUAAAAGGUGGGCUGUCACAUUCACUUGUUUGAGUAUUAGAGCAGUUCACAUUGAAGUGGUAGAGUCACUUGAUACAUCUAGCUUCAUUAAUGCAUUCCGACGAUUUCUGGCCGUGAGGGGACCAGUGAAAACUGUUCGCUCUGAUCGAGGCACCAAUUUUGUAAGCGCAAUGCCAAGAACUGAAAAUCCCUUCAAACUUGGACAACACAGCUGUGCACACCUUCUUAAAAGAACAUGGAUGUAAAUGGACUUUUAACCCACCUCAUGCCUCCCAUUUCGGCGGAUCGUGGGAAAGAAUGAUAGGUUUAGCACGGAGAAUAUUGGACUCUGUUUUUUCAGCUUAAGACCACCAAACUCACUCAUGAGGUUCUCGUCACUUUCAUGGCAGAGGUGGCUGCUAUCAUAAACUCUAGACCCCUUGUCCCAGUUUCAUCAGACCCGAGUGUAACUAACAGUGAAGUAUUCCAAGGUUUUUCCUUGUGUUUAUAUUUGUAAGUUUCCUUUAAUUGUGGAACCUUGUAAUUGGCGGUAGCGGAAGUAACGUGCAGCACGGACUGAGUUUGUGGUGACACAAGAGCAGAGAAGCAUGGCGCUCUGUGAGUUCUGCUGCAUCGUCCUACUGCUUUAAACUGGACUAAGUUUUAAAGAACACAUAAGUUGAGUUAAAUUAAACCCAAUUGUGGACUUACUGUGGAGAGGAGUAGCGGCUCGCGCGAAGAACGGACUUUCUCCCGUUUGGCUACAGCAGGCAAUGAGUUCUCACGAUGAUGAUGAUGAUGAUGAUGAUGACGACGCUGAGUGAUCUUGUCGCCGAACAUUGAAUAAAUCAUCUGUAAACAAGAACUUGUCCGCGUGGUGGCUGACGGGAGCUACACCGAGUGACCCCUUUAUCUUGACUCCAGCUGUCCUCCUGACUCAAAAGGUAGCACCCCUUCAGGCUCCAGCUGAAAAAUUCACAGCAUCAGACCUCUACAAACAUCAGUGGCGCCAGGUUCAGCACCUGUCGAACAUCUUCUGGGACAAAUGGAGAAAGGAGUUUCUCCCUACCCUCCAGCCACGCCGCAAAUGGUAAUCAAGCCAGCCUAAUGUGAGCUUAGGAAGUGUUCUGGUACUUAAAGACAGUCAAGUGCCAAGAAAUGAAUGGCCUCUUGGUCUCAUAACUAAGGUGUUCCCAAGUAAAGAUGGUAAAAUACGUACCAUGGAAAUUAAGGUAGCCAAAUCAGAUGGUACAAAGGUGUUAACCAGACCUAUCUCAGAGAUUGUACCUUUAGUGCCUUCUUAACAUGUUGUUUUCCCCAAUAUUUAAUUGUGGCGUUUAUUCACGCCAGGCGGGGAGUGUUCUGUUAUCACUAAAAGUUGUAAAAUGUAUCACUAAAAUAUCAUUCUCAGUCAGUUGUUAUUCAUUAUGAGUUUACAGCGCCCUCUGUGGUUGCUCCAAGUAAUGCACUUUAGAAACGGCUUUAUUUUGAAAAAACUUUAUUGAACAGGAAGUCCGCUCAGUCAAGCAAAGCAAGCGAGCAAGAAGAAGGGAAACAUAUCGGCACAAGCUGUGUUAAAGACUUUCUCGAAAGGUGUUUGCACGAAAACAAGAACGGACAAGUUGUAGAGCUGGGGAAAUAUAUAUAGACAAGAACUGGAAGGGGCGUGUUUGGAGGCGUGGUCCCGCUCCUGAAAUUUAAAUAAUUUAUCUC
Oreochromis niloticus (Nile tilapia) is the source of this 3202-nucleotide messenger RNA. RefSeq lists its product as uncharacterized. The transcript has 2 exons. The record is from RefSeq and is a predicted model, not a curated record. Lineage: Eukaryota; Metazoa; Chordata; Actinopteri; Cichliformes; Cichlidae. Bases 769 to 1755 code for a protein of 328 amino acids. Gene Ontology annotation, molecular function: nucleic acid binding.